CGGCUCGUCGCCGCCCGCCGUUUCCACGGGGCUCGGGAAACUGUUUGUUUGUUUCGGCGGGGUAGUGUGGGCUAGUCUCUCCGGGCGUUGCCCGAGGCGGGACGGAAUCAAGCCUGAGGUUCCACAAAAGACUGGUGUCAGGUGUGGGAGUCGCCUCAUCUCCCCCCUUUCAGACUAGGUCGGGAGCUGCUGCUAGUUAGACGCGGCUUUUCUUUCAGGAUAUCAUUUUAAGAAUGCGGAUGAUGCCUCUGCCUCAUUAAGUCCACAGGAAGACGGCUACACCUAGGCUGAUGCUAAUUGAACACCACCGUUAUUCCUACUAACGCCCAGGGUCAUUGAGCAUAUCUGUUAAGAUGCCUUAGGGAAAAAUCAUGGAUAAAUAUGUUAGAAUACAGAAGAUUGGAGAAGGUUCAUUUGGAAAAGCCAUCCUUGUUAAAUCUACAGAAGAUGGCAGACAAUAUGUUAUCAAGGAAAUUAAUAUCUCAAGAAUGUCCAGUAAAGAAAGAGAAGAAUCAAGGAGAGAAGUUGCAGUGUUGGAAAACAUGAAGCAUCCAAAUAUUGUCCAGUAUAAAGAAUCAUUUGAAGAAAAUGGCUCUCUCUAUAUAGUGAUGGAUUACUGUGAAGGAGGGGAUCUGUUUAAACGAAUAAAUGCUCAGAAAGGCAUUUUGUUUCAAGAGGAUCAGAUUUUGGAUUGGUUUGUGCAGAUAUGCUUGGCUCUGAAACAUGUACAUGAUAGAAAAAUUCUUCAUCGAGACAUAAAAUCGCAGAACAUAUUUUUAACCAAAGAUGGGACAGUACAACUUGGAGAUUUUGGAAUUGCUAGAGUUCUUAAUAGUACUGUAGAACUGGCUCGAACUUACAUAGGAACCCCAUACUACUUGUCACCUGAAAUCUGUGAAAACAAACCUUACAAUAAUAAAAGUGACAUUUGGGCUCUGGGGUGUGUCCUUUAUGAGAUGUGUACACUUAAACAUGCAUUUGAAGCUGGCAAUAUGAAAAAUCUGGUACUGAAGAUAAUAUCUGGAUCUUUUCCACCUGUAUCUUUGCAUUAUUCUUCUGAUCUCCGCAGUUUGCUCUCUCAGUUAUUUAAAAGAAAUCCUAGGGCUAGACCAUCAGUCAACUCCAUAUUGCAGAAAGUUUUUAUGGCCAAACGCAUUGAGAAGUUUCUCUCACCUCAGCUUAUCGCAGAAGAAUUUUGUCAAAAAACAUUUUCCAAGUUUGGAGCACAGCCAGCUAAAAGACCAGCUUCAGGACUAAGUGUGGCUUCUGUUGGAUCUGCUCAGAAAAUUACAAAGCCUGCUGCUAAGUAUGGAGUAUCUUUAAUAAAUAAGAAACAUGGAGAUAAAAAGUUACAUGAAAAGAAACCACUCCAAAAACAUAAACAGGCCCAUCAAAUUCCAGUGAAGAAAGUGAAUCCUGGAGAAGAAAGGAGGAAAAUGUUUGAGGAAGCAGCACCAAAGAGACGGUUGGAAAUUUUUGAAAAAGAAAAGAAGCAAAAGGAUCAGAUGAGUUUAAUGAAGCCUGAACAGAUGAAAAGAUACGAAAAGGAAAGACUGGAGAAAAUUAAUAGGGCCAGAGAACAAGGAUGGAGAAAUGUGCUAAGUGCAGGUGGAAGUGGUGAAGUAAAGGCUCCCUUUUUUGGCAGUGGAGGCGCUGUAGCUCCAUCUUUUUCUUCUCGAGGACAGUAUGAACAUUAUCAUGCUAUUUUUGAUCAAAUGCAGCGGCAAAGAGCAGAAGAUAAUGAAGCUAAAUGGAAAGAACUCCAUGGCCAAAGGCUUUCAGAAAGGCAAAAAGGACAGAUAGCUGUGGAAAGAGCUAAACAAGUGGAAGAGUUUCUACAGCGAAAACGGGAAGCACUGCAGAAUAAAGCUCGAGCUGAAGGACAUAUGGGAAUCCUGCAAAACCUGGCAGCUAUGUAUGGAGGCAGGCCCAGCUCUUCAAGAGGAGGGAAGCCAAGAAACAAAGAGGAAGAGGUUUAUUUGGCAAGGCUGAAGCAAAUAAGACUGCAAAAUUUCAAUGAACGCCAACAGAUUAGAGCCAAACUUCGUGGUGAAAAGAAAGGAACUGAUAGUCCCAGAGGACAAGAAGGAAGUGAGGAAACUGAUGUGAGGCGCAAAAAAAUUGAAGCAUUGAAGGCUCAAGCAAAUGCACGUGCUGCUGUGAUAAAAGAACAAUUAGAGCGAAAAAGAAAGGAAGCAUAUGAUCGAGAAAGGAAAAUAUGGGAAGAGCAGUUGGUGGCUAAAGGAAUGAAGAGUUCUGAUGUUACUCUGCCGGUAGGGCAGAAUGAUGCAAGCGGCUCUCCAUCAAAGCAGCAGAUGAGAUGUGUCAUUUCAGUUACCUCAGCUUUGAAAGAAAUGGGUAUGGACAGAAGUUUAACUGAUACCCAGGAAACUUCAGAAGAAAUGCAAAAGACUAAUGAUGCUAUCUCAAGUAAGAGAGAAAUACUACGUAGAUUAAAUCAAAAUCUUAAAGCUCAAGAAGAUGAAAAAGGAAAGCAGUGUCACUCUGAUACUUAUGAUGCUAUUCAUGAAGAUGCCAAAGAGCAUGAAAAAGAAAAAUCAGUUUCCUCUGAUCGCAAGAAAUGGAAAGCAGGAAGUCAACUUGUGAUUCCUCUAGAUGAGUUAACAUUGGACACAUCCUUCUCUGAAAGUGAAAAUCAUACAGUGGGAGAGGUUAUUAAAUUAGAUCCUGGCGGAUCUCCGAGAAGAGUCUGGGGGAAAAGCCCUACAGAUUCUGUUCUAAAGAUACUUGGAGAAGCUGAACUACAACCUCAGACAGAAAUACUAGAAAACACGUCUCUUAGAAGUGAGAUUUCUCCUGAAGGGGAGGUGUGUAACCCCCUAACUACUAAAGAAGAAAAAGUUAACUGUGACUGUGUUUCCCUUGAAAUGAACCUAUCAGCUGCUGUUGAUUAUCCUGUUCUGACAAACAGUCCAAAGAUUUUUGAGGCCUCUCCACAGACAUCAUUGAAACCAGAAGGAAAUUUGGACGGACCUGAUGACUUGGAAACAGAAGUUUUACAAGAACCAAAUGGAACAAAGAAAAAUGGAAACUUGCCAUGCGCUAUUGAUGCAUGGAUUAAUGAGGUGCAAGAAACAAAGGAAACUGAGUUGGAAAAUAGGAUCACCAUUCAGCAAAAUGAAGUUUCUGAAAAUGGAGUUUCGAGGAAUGUGGAUCAACAUAGUGAAGUUCUAACAGAACCUGGAAUAGAUGAUUCUCAGCACUCUAAAUGUGCUGUAGAUAAAUCUAUGCAACCAGAACCAUUUUUUCAUAAGGUGGUUCAUUCUCAACACUUGAACUUAGUGUCUCAAAAUCAAUCAGUUUCAUGUUCACCAGAAGAAUCCUUCCCGCUUCGAUCUCGCUCUGAUUCACCACCAAAAACUAAAAGCAAGAAUUCCUUGCUGAUUGGACUUUCAACUGGUCUGUUUGAUGCAAACAACCCAAAGAUGUUGAGGACAUGUUCACUUCCAGAUCUCUCAAAGCUGUUUAGAACUCUGAUGGAUGUUCCCAUUGUAGGAGAUGUACAUCAAGACAAUCUUGAAAUAGAUGAAAUUGAAGAGGAGCACAUUAAAGAAGGACCUUCUGAUUCUGAAGACAUUGUGUUUGAAGAAGCUGACACAGAUUUACAAGAGCUUCAGGCCUCUAUGGAACAAUUACUUAGGGAACAACCUGGGGAAGAAUACAGUGAGGAGGAGGAAUCAGUCUUGAAGAACAGUGAUGUAGAGCAGACUGCAAAUGGUACAGAGCUGGCAGAUGAGGAUGACAAUCCCAGCAGUGAAAGUGUCCUAAAUGAAGAGUGGCACUCAGAUAACAGUGAUGGUGAGAUUACUAGUGAGUGUGAAUAUGAUAGUGUUUUUAACCAUUUAGAAGAAUUGCGACUUCACUUGGAACAGGAAAUAGGUUUUGAAAAGUUCUUUGAGGUUUAUGAGAAAAUAAAGGCUAUUCAUGAAGAUGAAGAUGAAAAUGUUGAGAUUUGUUCAACAGUAGUCCAGAAUAUUUUGGGAAAUGAACAUCAGCAUCUUUAUGCCAAGAUUCUUCAUUUAGUCAUGGCAGAUGGAGCCUAUCAAGAAGAUAAUGAUGAAUAAUUCUCAGAAUAUCCUUUAAUCCUCAACUUAUAUGAAAGCAUUUGAAUUUGGAUCAUCAGAAUAACAAACUUCAGUGGGAAAUGUAGAAACUAUUUAUAAAGGUCAGAUAUAAGGUGGGCAUGUUGGUUGCAUGGAAAAGAUUGAGAAACACUCCAUUUUUCAAUUAGGAAUCUAGCAUUUCAUUUUAAUUUUUUCUCUGCGUUCUAUAGUUACCUCCUGUAGAGCAUAUUUUUGUUAAAUUAUCCAAACAAAGCAUAAGAAACAUUGACCCAGAACUGGAUUUAAUGGUUUUGAAGACUUACCAUGUAGUCAGAUACCUUUGACUUUUAGCAAAUGUAUUUAAGUUGAAAUAAUUGUCUGCUGUAAACGAUCUCCCUGUGGGUUUUCAUUUAAGUGUUUAAGCAUGACCUUUUUCCUGUCUACUUGUUUCCAUGGCCAGUAAUUCUGAAUUAAAUAACCUUGUCAAGGGCUCUGUUUAAACCUUUACAUGUUAAAGAUGGAAUUUUUUAGCCUUAAAGUUUAUAUAUCAGUUCUUUUUCAACCAUUUUGUCCCCUGAACUAGCUCACUGAAAACAGGCUUAUAGGAAGUCUUAGAAAUCAUUGAAAAAGUAAUUAUGAAAAGAAUAACAAAAUUGUAUUUCCUGAUAUUUAAAAAGUUGAUAAUUCUGUUUCUCUUUGAGGACCAGAACCAAGAAUAUUAUAUUUAAAAAUUACUCUGUAAAUGGUAAUAUUGACCUAGCAUAUAACAAAGUUACUCUUUUUUGUUUUUCACUUCCUCUUAUGUAUGUUCCUCAAGGGCAGUAAGUGAGUAAAAAAAGGAGAAUUUUUUUCAUUUUGAUACUAUGACAGUUUGGGUAACUAGUAUUCCAAGGGAGGGAAAUGUUUGCCUCUUUUACAUAUUUUCAUUAUGAGAGGAUUUAGUUAGGUCAUUAAGAUCGUGGUUACAAAGCUUCUGCUGCAAUAUGCCAAGUAUUACCUGGUUUCAUUAGAGAUGUCUUAAGUCGAAUGCUUUUAGUAAUAAAACAUAAUUUUUGAAACUGAGUAUAAAGCAAUCUACUUGGCAUAAUCUAUAAUUUCAAAAAUAAAAUCUUAUCUUGCAGUGCUAUCAGUACUAUGUGGAAUUUCUUAUGUAUAUUAUUUCUAACAUCCAAAACUACCUGAUUUUUAUACAUUUGUUUAUUUUAUGAUAUUACUAUUAAAUUUUUAUUA
This is a messenger RNA of Talpa occidentalis (Iberian mole), 5294 nucleotides long. RefSeq names its product NIMA related kinase 1 (gene NEK1). Gene Ontology annotation, biological process: protein phosphorylation. Bases 372 to 4085 code for a protein of 1237 amino acids. Gene Ontology annotation, molecular function: ATP binding; protein kinase activity. NCBI's taxonomy places the organism in Eukaryota, Metazoa, Chordata, Mammalia, Eulipotyphla, Talpidae. The transcript has 34 exons. The record is from RefSeq and is a predicted model, not a curated record.